Molecule: messenger RNA, 2775 nt
Organism: Perca flavescens (yellow perch)
Lineage: Eukaryota; Metazoa; Chordata; Actinopteri; Perciformes; Percidae
Gene: e2f4
Product: E2F transcription factor 4
Exons: 11
Coding region: 485-1657 (390 amino acids)
Biological process (GO): regulation of transcription by RNA polymerase II
Cellular component (GO): RNA polymerase II transcription regulator complex
Molecular function (GO): protein dimerization activity; RNA polymerase II cis-regulatory region sequence-specific DNA binding; DNA-binding transcription factor activity, RNA polymerase II-specific
Source: RefSeq, a predicted model, not a curated record
AGGUAAGGGAACGUGUAAAAGUAUCACGCCUUCACACAUCCGGAUAACCCUUCUCUUCCCAAUUCUAAAAGAAAAUACCGACAAAUCCUUACAGCUCAUUAAUCUUUAACCACGAUAAAAUAAUUCGGUGGGUUAGAAAUUAUUUAUUUGACUACAAGUUUUUAAAAACACACGACGCUUCUGAAUCGAUGUGAGUAUUUGCAGACGCUCCCUGCGACGAUUGAACCGUCCCGUCAUACCUCGCGUGGCCAACGGCUCUCUUCACCACCGAAUGCUUGCUCAUUGAAUUGCCAUACUCAACCUGUUCGGCUUGAUUUAGUGAAAUAAUUUGGAGCAAACCAGGUUGGACUAGCUCAUUAAGCACCAGCAACCGGACACACUUCCCGGGCCUUGUGUUUGUCUGACUGCGGUGGUGCUUUCCUGGGCUCGCUGGGUUUGGUCGGGGAGGCAGAGGGAAGUAACGUUACAGAGCUGGUCCCGAGUGAUGAUGGAGCUAGAGUCGGCCAGUAAUAGAGGCGAACUGGGAGCUGUGGGGGACUCGCUACAGCCACAGACUCCCAGCAGGCACGAAAAGAGCCUGGGACUGCUCACGACAAAGUUUGUGACUUUACUACAGGAGGCGAAGGACGGAGUGCUGGAUCUGAAAGCGGCUGCAGACACAUUGGCGGUGCGACAGAAACGACGUAUCUAUGAUAUCACUAAUGUUUUGGAGGGAAUUGGACUGAUUGAGAAGAAGUCCAAGAACAGCAUCCAGUGGAAGGGUGUAGGUCCAGGAUGUAACACCAGAGAGAUCGCUGAUAAGCUAAUUGAUCUGAAGGCCGAGCUAGAUGACCUGGCUCUCAGGGAAAACGAGCUGGACCAGCAGAGAGUCUGGGUCCAGCAGAGCAUCAAGAAUGUCACUGACGACUCCAACAACAGCCCUAUGGCAUAUAUAAAACAUGAAGACCUCUGUGGAGCUUUCAAAGGUGACACACUCCUUGCGAUCCGUGCUCCCAUUGGCACACAACUAGAGGUCCCCAUACCAGAAGCUGUCCUCAACGGACAGAGGAAAUACCAGAUCCGUCUCAAGAGUGCAUCUGGGCCCAUUGAGGUUUUGCUGGUCAAUAAGGACCCAUCCAGUGCCUCUCCUGUUGUUUUGCCCGUCCCUCCUCCAGAUGACAUCCUUCAAAGCCUCCCAGCAACGACGCCUACCUCUCAACCGUCCACUGCUGCCUCCCAGGUCUCCAAAGCAGCAACGUCUACAAAACCUGGUCCUGCCGCGACGUCGGCUCCAGCAGCCAACCAGACCGCCUCACUGACAGAAGUGACAAGCACCACACCACUCACCCCAAUAACCGAUAGACCUGCUGCAGUUACCCAGCAACUACAGUCUUCUGCCUCGUUGGAUGGGUCUGCGUCCUCAUCUGCCUCUGCAGUAUUUGAACCAAUGAAGUCAAAUCCCUCUGAAUUGCUGGACUUCCCCAAAGAGCUCUCUGAAAUGUUUGAUCCAACAAAAGAGAUCAUGAGUGGAGACCUUUUGGAGGACUUGAUGUCAUCAGAAGUGUUCUCUCCUCUCCUGCGUCUGUCCCCUCCACCCAGCGACCACGACUACAUAUACAACCUGGAUGAGACAGAAGGCCUUUGUGACCUCUUUGAUGUCCCCAUUCUCAACCUCUGACCCCUGCGACUGUUGUCAGAUUGAGAAAAGGUUCCCCAAACGUGCUUAUCUACCUUCAUUUUCUCCACGUUUUGAAGGUGAGAAGAGGUGCAAGAAAGCCAACAUGAUCUGAAGAGAGCGUUCACGGACAUCUCUGCACUGACACGGUGAGCUCAGCCGGAGCUCCGUCAGACGGUAGCUCCAUGUACAGCCUCUUGAGGAAAUACAGGCUAGAACAAAACAUUUUACACACUGCUUUUCCAAGGACACAAAGUCAAAAGAAAUGACAAAUAAUUAUAUUUUUUAGAUCGUUAUGUAAAGCGUUAUGUUUGUAUCAGCUUUCCUGUGUGCUUGUGAGCGAACGUGAGUAGGCAAUACUUUGCUUGGGCGUCUGUGUGUGCUUGAGUUUUGUAUUGAACCCUUUUUUAACUUGAGUCAGAGGAUGACAGGGGAGGAAAAAAGAAAAGAAAAGAAAAAGCCUUUUCCUAUCAGGUAAAGAGUCAUGGCGUUAAGAGACCAGUCUUUGUCACCCAGCAGCUGCUCGCGCAUGGCUUGAAUUAGUCCAAACACAGCUGGUUAAAUAUGCACUGUCCUCAUGUACAUAGAGAAUAUAUAUUUUGUAUUACCAGCACCCAAGACUAUUGUUUAAUAAUUAACUGCAUUUGUAACCCAGGCAGAGCAAUAGUUUGCAGAUAAACAAACCUAAGUAAAUAAAUAAAUAAAUAAUAAAGGUUCCAGACUCAUAUAAUCACAUUGUAUGAAUGAAGUGAUUUGUUUCAGAUAAUAGGAAUUGGUCUUAAUCAAACUUCUCAGUGUUGGAAGUAUUUAUUGUGAACCAGUUAGAGAAAGAGGAUCCUAAUGUUGAGUAACUGAAGACAAUUGAUGUUGUGACAUAAAGAGCCAAGGACCAAAACAAUGCAUUGGGGGAUUGUGGGGGCCUUUAAAAAGGAAUUCUACCUUUUUUACAUGAAACACAUUUUCGGUCAACAAUAGGGCUGUGUAUUGGCAAGAAUCUGGCGAUGCGAUACGUAUCGCGAUACAUGGUCACGAUUCAAUAGAUUGCAAUAUAUUGGGAUUUUUUUUAAGUAUAAUUUUAGAAAACUAAUAAUAAAAAAAAAAAGACAUGAUGUGCAUAAAAG